ACACGCUAGCCCAGAAACAGCCAGGUCUUCUACCAGCCUACUGACAGACAGAGUGCUAACCUUCAGAUAAUUAUCUAUCCAUCCAGUUGCACCCAUCUCUCUUUUUUGUUUGUUUCUCAGUGUGUCAAGUGUGUUUGUGUGUGUGUGCUCUUUGGGUUUGUGUCUAUUUGGACCAUGUGUGAGUGUCUGCGUGGGAUAUUCAGAGUCACCUGGACACCCUCUUCCAAUGCAGACUCUGACAGAGAAUUGGAAGAAAGUCAUGUAUUUACCCAGGCCAGAGAACCAGCCGUGAAAGACAAAAGGCGUUCUCCCCCUUCAGACAGGCCUCCCACUGCCCCCCACACCAACCCUCACCACAGUGCCUCCCCAGAGGACCAGGAGAGCCCAGAGAGAGUGGUUCAGAAAGAGAAACUACAUGCAGAGCUGAAGCAGGUGCUGAGUCUGAAGAGAAGCCACCUGAAAGAGACCUCUCAUUUGGCCCAAGCAGAGAUGGAUUCCUCAACAGAGGCCCAAGCAGUGGAGGAAACUGCAUCUGAGGUGGUGGAGGUUGUGGUGGAGACAGAGGCUGAGGCUGGAGCCAGCGGCUACAGUGUCACAGGUGGAGGGGAGCGAGGCAUCUUCAUUAAGGACGUCCUUAAAGACUCCACUGCAGCAAAGCAUCUUAGCCUCCAGCAAGGAGAUCAGUUGCUCAGUGCAAGAGUCUACUUUGACAAUGUGAAGUAUGAGGAUGCCCUGAAGAUCUUGCAGUGUGCAGAGCCUUAUAAAGUCUCCUUUUUCCUGAAGAGGACCAUCGCUGGCGCUGAUGUCACCAUGCACCCUGGCGCCACCAGCUUGGAACUGAAAGGACCCAAAACCAAGAUGCAGAAUAUGAGUGUCAAGAGCAUCAAACCUUUCAAAGUGAAGAAAAAGAGGGGAGGACGUUUUGGAUUGAAAAGGCUGAAGGAGAACAAGAAAGGGAGCACUGGAGCAGAGUUGGAGAUGGAGGGAUCAUCUUCCAAGGUGGAGCUCAACCCCGCUGACGUGGAGUUUGCCUUCCCCAAGUUCAAGUUGAGGAAGGAUGGGAAGGCAGAGGGAACUGAGCAGCAUGGAGGAGUGGUCGCCACUGGCAGGAAGAAGAGGAUGCUAAGGUGUCCUAAGAUGAAAGCAAAGGGUGCUGAGGAGGCUACAGGAGAAGUUGACAUGACACAACCACAGGGACAGGCAGAUGUCUCCCUGCCAGAUGUGCCUGGAGCUAAAGUCAAAGUCAAAGGAAAGGGCCACAGGUUUGGAAUUCAUUUCCCUAAAACAAAAAAGACAAAAUCGGACACUGCCUUGUCUGGAGGGUCCCUGGAGCUGAAACCUCCUGAUGUCAAAUUCACACCACCCUCAGUGGAAUUCAGUUUGCCAUCUGGAAACAAGGAUGUUGACCUACCGAAACCAGAAGUGAAAGUCAAGGAGGGGUCAAAGUUUAUGCACCGAGAGGUAGAGCUUUCAUUAGGACUCUCCUCAGCCCGUCACUCUGAUGAAAUUGAUGGUGAGAUAAAAGCAAAAGGUUUAGCUGAAGGAGUUGAAGGGUCAACAGGCCUGUCUGGCAUUAAAAUGCCAGCUAUUGACAUCUCUGCACCCAACAUCGAUCUACAGCUGGACACCCGACAUAGAGUGCCAGACGAGAUAGAGGGACCCUUUUUUAAAGGGUCAAAUAUAUCCAUGCCCAAAAUGGACAUCUCAUUACCAAAGAUUGGCUCAUCUGAAAUGGAUAUUGAAGGUCCAGAAAAGGGUGGAAAAAGUAGCAUACCAACUGUUGACAUUUCACUGCCAAAGAUGACAUCAGGAGAAGCCAAUGUUGAUGUGGAAGGACACAUUGGAAAGGGAGGCAAGUUCAAAAUGCCAACUUUCAAUGUUUCUCUUCCACAAUUCAAGUCCUCAGAGGAGGACAUGAAUAUAGAGGGGCCUGAAGUCAAAGGGGAGUUCAACAUGCCAAAAGUUGACCUUUUACGCCCAAAAGGUAAAGCAGGGGGUGAGGUGGACAUUGAAGGAUAUUUAGGAAAAGGAGGUACAUUUCAGCUGCCCACAUUUGACAUUUCUCUACCAAAAAUGAAGUCAUCAGACAGAGAAAUUAAUGUAGAAGGACCUGAAGUGAAGGGUGGCAAAAUUCAAAUGCCCUCUAUUGACAUACCUCUCCCUAAAGGAAAAACAGAGGGGAAUAUUAACAUUGAGGGACAUUCUGGAAAAGGAGCCAAGUUCAAAAUGCCCUCAUGUGACAUUUCUCUUCCUAAAAUGAAGGGUGAUGCCAGUUUAGAGGGACCUGAAUUGAAAGGGGAAAAGUUUGAAAUGCCCACACUUGAUAUUUCCCUUGCCAAAGGAAAAGCAGAGGGUGAAGUCAAUAUUGAUGCAAAUGUAGGAAAAGAAGGAACGUUCAAAAUGCCCACAUUUGAUAUCUCUCCUCCAAAAAUGAGGUCGUCAGGAACAGAAGUCGAUGUAGGAGGGCCUGAAGUAAAAGGAGGAAACUUCCACAUGCCACAAGUAGACAUUUCACUUCCCAAAGAAAAUUCUGGAAAAAGAGGGACGUUUCAAAUGUCCUCAUUUGAUGUCUCGCUUCCAAAAAUAAAGUCACCAGAGGGUGACAUAAAAAUAGAAGGAUCUGAUGUGAAAGGCAGCACAUUUCAUAUGCCCACUAUAGAUUGUUCACUUCCAAAAGGAAACACAGAAGGGGACAUCAGUGUUGAAGGAGAUGCAUCUAAAGGCAGAAAGUUUCACAUGCCUUCACUUGACAUUUCUCCUCCAAAAGUGAAGUUACCAGAAGGUAAAGCCAAAGUAGAAGGCCCUGAAAUGAAAGGUGGAAAGGUUGAGAUGCCAAAUAUUGAUGUUUCCCUUCCAAAAGGCAAAACAGCGGGAGAAGUUAACAUUGAAGGCCAUGUCAGUAAAGGGGGCAAGUUUAAGAUGCCCAAAUUCGGCAUUUCUUUCCCGAAAUUGAAGUCACCAGAGGGUAAGGUCAACAUAGAAGGGAAGGUUCACAUGCCUACAAUUGACAUUUCACUACCAAAAGGAAAAGCGGAAGGUGACAUCAAUGUUGAAAGAGAUUCUGAAGCAGGAGGCAAAUUUCAUAUGCCUACAUGUGACAUUUCCCUUCCAAAAAUGAAGUCACCAGAAUCAGAUAUCAGUUUAGAAGGACCAGAAGUCCAAGGAGGAAAGUUUCAUAUGCCAACAAUUGACCUUUCCCUUCCCAAGGGAAAGGGAGAAAUUGACACUGAAGGACAUUCUGGAAAAGGAGGCAAGUUCCAAAUGCCAGAAUUCGAUAUAUCACUUCCAAAAAUGAAGACACCAGAAGCUGAAGUCAGCCUAGAAGGCCCUGAAGUCAAAGGGGAGAACAUUAAUAUGCCAACGAUGAACAUUUCUCUUCCAAAAGGAAAAAUGGAAGGUGAAGCUAAGGGACAUGCAAGCAAAGGGGGCAAGUUUCACAUGCCCUCAAUUGACAUUUCUCUUCCAAAAAUGAAGUUGCCUGAAGGUGAAGUCAAAGUAGAAGGCCCCGAAGCCAAAGGGAGAAAGAUUGUAAUGCCAUCGACUGAUAUUUCACUUCCCAAAGGAAAAAUGGAGAGGGAAAUUGACAUUGAAGGUCAUUCUGGAAAAGGAGGAAGAUUUCAUAUGCCUACAUUCGACGUUUCCCUUCCAAAGAUGAAGUCACUAGAAGCAGAUGUCAGUUUAGAAGGACCGGACGUCAAAGGAGGAAAGUUUCAUAUGCCAACAAUGGACUUUUCCCUUCCCAAGGGAAAGGGUGAGAUUGACACUGAAGGACAUUCUGGAAAAGGAGGCAAGUUCCAAAUGCCAACAUUGGAUAUAUCACUUCCAAAAAUGAAGACACCAGAAGGUGAAGUCAUCCUAGAAGGCCCUGAGGUAAAAAGUGGGAAGUUUGAAAUGCCAAAGAUUGAUAUUUCACUUCCAAAAGGAAAAACAGAAGGGGAAAUAGACAUUGAAGGGCAUUUGGGGAAAAAAGGAAAGUUUCACAUGCCCACAUUCGACAUGUCUUUACCAAAAAUGAAGUCAAAUGAUGGUGACAUCAAAUUAGAGGGGCCAGAAGUGAAAGAUGGUAAAAUACAUAUGCCUGCCAUUUACAUUUCUCUUCCAAAGGGGAAGGCAGAAAGUGAUCUUGAGGUUGAGGGGCAUGGUGGCAAGGGGGGGGGGGAGUUUCACAUGCCCUCACUUGACAUUUCACAUCCAGAAAUUAAGUUACCUGAGUGUGAAGUCAAAGUAGAAGGCCCCGAAGCCAAAGGUGGAAAGUUUGAAAUUCAAAAAAUGGAUAUUUCACUUCCAAAAGGAAAAGCAGAGGGAGAAAUUGACAUUGAAGGAUAUUCUGGAAAAGGAGGACGAUUUCAUAUGCCCAAGUUUGAUGUAUCGCUACCAAAAAUGAAGCUCCCAGAGGGUGACGUCAAACUAGAGGGACCGGAAGGGAAAGACAGCAAAAUACAUAUACCUAACAUUGACAUUUCUCUUCCCAAAGGGAAAACUGAAAGAGAUCUUGAGGUUGAGGGACAUGCAAGCAAAGGGGGCAAGUUUCACAUGCCCUCAAUUGACAUUUCUCUUCCAAAAAUGAAGUUGCCUGAAGGUGAAGUCAAAGUAGAAGGCCCCGAAGCCAAAGGGAGAAAGAUUGAAAUGCCAUCGACUGAUAUUUCACAUCCCAAAGGAAAAAUUGAGAGGGAAAUUGAUAUUGAAGGACAGUCUGGAAAAGGAGGACGAUUUCAUAUGCCAACAUUCAACGUUUCCCUUCCAAAGAUUAAGUCACCAGAACCAGAUGUCAGUUUAGAAGGACCAGACGUCAAAGGAGGAAAGUUUCAUAUACCAAAAAUGGACUUUUCCCUUCCCAAGGGAAAGGGUGAGAUUGACACUGAAGGACAUUCUUUAAAAGGAGGCAAGUUCCAAAUGCCAGCAUUGGAUAUAUCGCUUCCAAAAAUGAAGACACCAGAAGGACAAGUCAGCCUAGAAGGCCCUGAGGUGAAAGGUGGAACGUUUGAAAUGCCAAAGAUUGAUAUUUCACUUCCAAAAGAAAAAACAGAAGUGGAAAUAGACAUUGAAGGACAUUCGGGGGGAAAAGGAAAGUUUCACAUGCCCACAAUUGACAUGUCCUUACCAAAAAUGAAGUCAAAAGAUGGUGACAUUAAAUUAGAGGGUCCAGACGUGAAAGGCAGUAAAAUACAUAUGCCUAACAUUGACAUUUCUCUUCCAAAGGUGAAGGCAGAAAGUGAUACUGAGGUUGAGGGGCAUGGUGGGAAAGGAAGAAAGUUUCACAUGCCCUCAUUUGAUAUUUCUCUUCCAAAAAUUAAGUUACCUGAGGGUGAAGUCAAAGUUGAAGGCCCUGAAGCCAAAGGUGGAACGUUUGAAAUUCCAACAAUUGAUAUUUCACUUCCAAAAGGAAAAGCAGAGGGAGAAACUGACAUUGAAGGACAUACUGGAAAAGGAGGAAAGUUUCAUAUGCCCUCAUUUGAUGUGUCACUACCAAAGAUGAAGCACCCAGAGGGUGAUGUCAAAGAAGGCCUUGAAGUCAAAGGGGGGAAGUUUGAAAUGCCCAAAAUUGAAGCAGAGGGUAGGAGUGGAGUCAAGUUACCAACUGUUAAACUGCCAACAGUAGACAUAUCUGCACCGAAGGUUGACUUAGACUUUGGGCUGUCAAAAGCUAAAGAAAAUGAUAGGGAAGAGAUGGAGCUACUAAAAGCAGAAGGUGGUAGGCCAUCCUCUGGGUCAAGUUUUGACAUGCCAGAUGUCUCUCUCAAAAUGCCAAGAUUUUCUCUCCCUAAAUUUGGUAGAAAGUCUAGUGGAGAUGUAAACCUAGAAGGAUAUGGCACAGAGGCUGAUAUUGAUAUUAGCCCCCCACGAGUGGAUGGUGAGGACAGACCAGCAUCAAUGGAAAUAGGCGGAGAUGGAAAAAUAAAAGGUAAACUAAAAAAGCCCAAAAUGAAAAUGCCAACAUUUGGAAUAUCUAAGAAAGAUGUAUCAAUAGCCAGCCCUGAUGUAGAAAUCAAGGCAAAAAAGGGGAAAGUGGACAUUCCAAAGCCAGGGAUCAGUGUAGAAAAUCCAGAGGACAAAACAAAUAGAAAAUAUAGACUAAAAUUCCCAAAGUUUAAGAAGUCAUCUCCUAAAGGUAAACUACCAGAGGGAGAGAUAGAUGCCUCAUUGGAUAGUGGAAUGGAAGGGAAAGGUGGCUUUCAUGCACCCGAUGUUACAAUCAAAAUGCCCAAGUUCUCCAUGCCAGGGUUUGGCUCAAAGGAGACAGACUUUGACAGGAGUGGGCCCAGUGCUGAACUAGAUACCAAAGGAAAGGUCCGAAUGCCAUCAGUGGAGAUAUCCUUGCCAGCUGCCAAGACAUCUGAGCGAGAAGUGUUACUCCCAAAGGCUGAGGUGGAUGUAUCUGAGGCUGACAUCAGAGGUUAUGAAGGAAACCUGAAAAUCCCUAAAAUGCCAACUAUUGAUGUAUCAGCACCCAAAAUUGAUCUAGAUGUAACUCUGCCUAAAGUCAAGCAUGAAACAGAAAUUGAGGGGGAGGGGGGCAAAUUUAAGAUGCCAAACAUCAAAAUGCCUGAUAUAGAUUUAUCACUUCCUAAAGGAAAAAUUGGUGACAUUGAUGCAUCCAAAGUGGAAAUUGAGGGAGGGGGUGGAAAAUUCAAGAUGCCUGGCAUUAAAAUGCCAAAGGUAGACAUAUCACUUCCAAAAGGAAAACAUAGAGAAAUGGAUGUAUCCAAGGUGGAAAUUGAAGGAGAAGGUGGAAAAUUAAAGAUGCCACAUAUGAAAAUGCCAAAUGUUGAUAUAUCACUUCCCAAAGGAAAAAGUGGAGGGAUUGAAGGACCAGAGAUAGACAUUGAAGGAGGGGGCGGAAAAUUCAAAAUGCCACAUAUGAAAAUGCCAAAUGUUGAUGUAUCACUUCCCAAAGGAAAAAGUGGAGAGAUUGAAGGACCACAUAUGGAAAUUGAAGAAGGGGGUGGAAAAUGUACGAUGCCACAUAUGAAAAUGCCAAAUGUUGAUAUAUCACUUCCCAAAGGAAAAACUGGAGAGAUUGAAAGCCCAGACAUGGAAAUUCAGGGAGAGGGAGGAAAAUGUAAGAUGCCACAUAUGAAAAUACCAAAGGUAGACUUAUCAAUUCCGAAGGGAAGGUCUGGAGACAUCAGUGCACCAGAAAUUGAAAUGGAAGGAGGAAAAUUCAAGAGGCCACAUAUGAAAAUGCCACAUUUUCAUAUAUCACUUCCCAAAGGAAAAAGUGGAGAAAUUGAAGGACCAGAGAUGGAAAUUAAAGGAGGGGGAGGAGAAUUCAAGAUGCCACAUAUGAAAAUGCCAAAUAUUGGUAUAUCACUUCCCAAAGGAAAAAGUGGAGACAUUGAAGGACCAGACAUGGAAAUUGAAAGAGGUGGAAAAUUCAAGAUGCCACAUAUUAAAAUGGCAAAUGUAGAUAUAUCACAUCCAAAAGGAAAACCUGGAGACAUCAGUGCACCAGAAAUUGAAAUGGAAGGAGAAGGUGGAAAAUUACAGAUGCCACAUAUGAAAAUGCCAAAUGUUGAUAUAUCACUUCCAAAAGAAAAAACUGGUGAUGUUAAUGCACCUGAAUUGGAAAUUGAGGGAGAGGUAGGAAAAUUCAAGAUGCCACAUAUGAAAAUGCCAAAUAUUGGUAUAUCACUUCACAAAGGAAAAAGUGGAGAGAUUGAAGGACCAGACAUGGAAAUUGAAAGAGGAGGUGGAAAAUUGAAGAUGCCAUAUAUGAAAAUGCCAAAUAUUGAUAUAUCACUUCCAAAAGGAAAAACAGGAGAGAUUGAAGGACCAGAAAUGGAAAUUCAUGGAGAGGGAGGAAAAUUCAAUAUGCCACAAAUUCAAAUGCCAAAGGUAGACUUAUCAAUUCCCAAGGGAAAGUCUGGAAACAUCAGUGCACCAGAAAUGGAAAUGGAAGGAGGAAAAUUCAAGAUGCCACAUAUUAAAAUGCCAAAUGUUGAUAUAUCACUUCCAAAAGGAAAAACUGGAGACAUCAAUGCACCAGAAAUUGAAAUGGAAGGAGAAGGUGAAAAAUCCAAGAUGCCACAUAUUAAAAUGCCAAAUGUUGAUAUAUCACUUCCCAAAGGAAAAAGUGGAGAGAUUGAAAGACCAGACAUGGAAAUUCAGGGAGGGGGUGGAAAACUGAAGAUGCCACAUAUGAAAAUACCAAAGGUAGACUUAUCAAUUCCAAAGAGAAAGUCUGGAGACAUCAGUGCACCAGAAAUUGAAAUUGAAGGAGAAGGAGGAACAUUCAAGAUGCCACAUAUGAAAAUGCCAAAUAUUGGUAUAUCACUUCACAAAGGAAAAAGUGGAGAGAUUGAAGGACCAGACAUGGAAAUUGAAAGAGGAGGUCGAAAAUUGAAGAUGCCAUAUAUGAAAAUGCCAAAUAUUGAUAUAUCACUUCCAAAAGGAAAAACUGGAGAGAUUGAAGGACCAGAAAUGGAAAUUCAUGGAGAGGGAGGAAAAUUCAAUAUGCCACAAAUUCAAAUGCCAAAGGUAGACUCAUCAAUUCCGAAGGGAAAGUCUGGAAACAUCAGUGCACCAGAAAUGGAAAUGGAAGGAGGAAAAUUCAAGAUGCCACAUAUGAAAAUGCCAAAUAUUGGUAUAUCACUUCCCAAAGGAAAAAGUGGAGACAUUGAAGGACCAGACAUGGAAAUUGAAAGAGGAGGAGGAAAAUUCAAGAUGCCACAUAUUAAAAUGCCAAAUGUUGAUAUAUCACUUCCAAAAGGAAAAACUGGAGACAUCAAUGCACCAGAAAUUGAAAUGGAAGGAGAAGGUGAAAAAUCCAAGAUGCCACAUAUUAAAAUGCCAAAUGUUGAUAUAUCACUUCCCAAAGGAAAAAGUGGAGAGAUUGAAAGACCAGACAUGGAAAUUCAGGGAGGGGGUGGAAAACUGAAGAUGCCACAUAUGAAAAUACCAAAGGUAGACUUAUCAAUUCCAAAGAGAAAGUCUGGAGACAUCAGUGCACCAGAAAUUGAAAUUGAAGGAGAAGGAGGAACAUUCAAGAUGCCACAUAUGAAAAUGCCAAAUAUUGAUAUAUCACUUCCAAAAGGAAAAACUGGUGAUGUUAAUGCACCUAAUUUGGAAAUUGAGGGAGAGGGAGGAAAAUUCAAGAUGCCACAUAUGAAAAUGCCAAACAUUGAUAUAUCACUUCCCAAAGGAAAAAGUGGAGAGAUUGAAGGACCAGAGAUGGAAAUUGAAGGAGGGGGCGGAAAAUUGAAGAUGCCAAAGGUAGACAUAUCACUUUCGAAAGGAAAGUCUGGAGAAAUUAGAGCACAAGAAAUGGAAGUCGAAGGAGGAAAAUUCAAGAUGCCACAUACGAAAGUGCCAAAUAUUAAUAUAUCACUUCCCAAAGGACAAAGUGUAGAAAUUGAAGGACCACAUAUGGAAAUUGAAGGAGGAGGUGGAAAAUGUAAGAUGCCACAUAUGAAAAUGCCAAAUGUUGAUAUAUCACUUCCCAAAGGAAAAAGUGUAGACAUUGAAGGUCCAGACAUGGAAAUUCAGGGAGAGGGUGGAAAACUGAAGAUGCCACAUAUGAAAAUACCAAAGGUAGACUUAUCAAUUCCAAAGAGAAAGUCUGGAGACAUCAGUGCACCAGAAAUUGAAAUGGAAGGAGAAGGAGGAAUAUUCAAGAUGCCACAUAUGAAAAUGCCAAAUAUUGAUAUAUCAUUUCCAAAAGGAAAAACUGGUGAUGUUAAUGCACCUAAUUUGGAAAUUGAGGGAGAGGGAGGAAAAUUCAAGAUGCCACAUAUGAAAAUGCCAAACAUUGAUAUAUCACUUCCCAAAGGAAAAAGUGGAGAGAUUGAAGGACCAGAGAUGGAAAUUGAAGGAGUGGGCGGAAAAUUGAAGAUGCCACAUAUGAAAAUGCCAAAUAUUGAUAUAUCACUUCCAAAAGGAAAAACUGGGGAUGUUAAUGCACCUAAUUUGGAAAUUGAGGGAGAGGGAGGAAAAUUCAAGAUGCCACAUAUGACAAUACCAAAUAUUGGUAUAUCACUUCCAAGAGGAAAAACUGGAGAGAUUGAAGCACCAGAGAUGGAAAUUCAGGCAGAGGGAGGAAAAUUCAAAAUGCCAAAGGUAGACAUUUCACUUUCGAAAGGAAAGUCUGGAGAAAUUAGAGCACCAGAAAUGGAAGUCGAAGGAGGAAAAUUCAAGAUGCCACAUACGAAAAUGCCAAAGGUAGACAUAUCACUUCCAAAAGGAAAAACUGGAGAUGUUAAUGCACCUGAAUUGGAAAUUGAAGAUGAGGGUGGAAGAUAUAAGAUGCCAGAAAUCAUACUGCCAAAGAUAGAUAUUACAAUGCGUGGUGGAAAAUCUGGUGACAUUGAUGCUGAAAUCAAACAGCCCAACGCUGAGGCAGAAGGAAAGAUUAAAAUGCCUUCGAUUGGUUUACCAAAGUUUACAACUCCCGACCUUGAUUUGGACAUGAAUGUUGGAAAACCCAACCAUGGAGCUGAGGUUCAUGGGAAAAGUUCAGACAAAACUGGUUCACAUUCAGAGGGAGACCAUAAGAUGAAAAUUAAAAUGCCAACAAUAGACAUAGAGUGCCCAAAAGGAGAUCUGGAGCUGGAUAUAGGCUUCCACAAAGCUGAGGGAAAGAAGGACAGAAAAAGAAUAGAGUUGCCUGACUUAGACCUUAAAACUUCUGGUACCAAAGUUAAGGGGCCAAAAGUCAAAGGCACGAAAUUCAAAAUUGGAAUGCCAAAAAUGAAGCACACUGGAGAUCAAGCAUUAGAUGCAGCCACAAAUAAAACUGGGAAAGAGAAGGAAGGGGUCAGUGGUAGAUGUAUGAUUAUGAAGACAAAGCUUGGCAAAGGUGCAGAUGUGGAGGCAGAUGCGGAGCCAGGUGGUUCUGUGUUGCCAAACAUCUCCCUCCCAGAUGUGGGCUUCUCAGUAUCUAAAGGAGCCAGUCAAGAGGGUGAACUUCAUGGUCCAGAGAUUAGUGCUAAAUUGCCCAAAUUCAAACUCCCUAAUGUGGAGAGCUCAGGUCCUUCAGUAACAGGCCAAGGAGGAGCACAAAUCAACAGCGGACAACAAGAAGACAAAGGUGGUAUCAAGUUUCAAAUGCCAAAGGUUACUCUACCCUCUGUGGGGCUGAAGAGCAAACAAGACUCUGCCGAGCCCACUGGCACAGAUGCCAGCAUAGAGAAUAGAUUCACAUUACCUAAUCUUGGAAUCAAAGCCCCCAAAAUAUCAGAAAUAGACUUUGAUAUUGGAGCAUCUCAAGCUGGGGACCAUGGGGUAGAUACAGGUACAAGACAAAAAAUCAAAAUACCCAGGUUUGGGGUGGCUUUACCUGCUAUUUCUUCACCUGAAGCUAGAGUACAUUUGAAGGACCCAGAGGUUGAGAAUGAAGGCCCUAAAAUGCCCAAAGUUAAAAAAGCUGUAUUUGUUUUGGUGAAUCCCAAAACAGACCACUCCACUAUGUCCACUAUAUGGGAAGCAAAUGUAGAGUCUGGAGAGGCAAAAAUCAAAAUGCCAAAGAUCAAAAUGAAGCCGUCGUUUGGAAAGUCAGAAUCCAAGGAAAAGAGUGCUGCUUUGAGCAUUGAAGGAGAUGUGGAUGGAGAAGACAAGUCAAAGGUUGCAAAGCUAAAAAUGCCCAAAGUCACCUUCUCUCCAGGCAAAACAGGUUCAUUUGAUGUAACCCUAAAAGGGGAGGAGUCUAGUUCCAGCCUCAAUGGUGAGAAGGAUCCAACAUUCCAGAAUGGAUCCAAGGAGGAUAAAGCUAAGUUUGGGAAGCUCAAGCUUCCAAAGAUAGAGUUCUCCUCACCAUAUUCAAAAAUAGGCAGUGGAGAAGAGGACCUUGAAAUGAGCACUAAGCUUGUCAAGGAGUCCUCAGGAACUGACGGAGAAACCAAGGGGGUGAAAGUGAAAUCAGGCAAAAUGUCCUUCUCGGGAUUUAAGAAGAAGACCACAAAAGGAGAGGAGGAAAUUCAAGACAAUGUGGUGUCCUCUUCGGUCAGGACAGAAAUGCUAGAUCGGGAUAGUUCAGAAUCACCAACGCCCAUGGUUUCCAUUGGCCUUGUACCAGGAAAGUCUAGGGGGCAGGCAGAGGCUGAGAGUAGCAAGAUGGAGAUGGAAGGAGAGCAGUCGACCUGGUUCAAGGCCCCCAAAUUCAACCUGAAACCCCACUCAACAGGAAUCCUCCACAUUACACCAGAAGGUUCUCCCCAGGGCAGCAGAUCCUCGCUCCAGUGCCAGGGUGUAGAUGAAACUGCUGGUACCUUCCGGCUCCAGAUGCCUAGCAUGGGGUUCUCCACCCAGGAGGUGUCUGAGGAGAAUGUAACCACAACAAAGGAGGGAACCGUAACCGUGGUGACAAAGACGACAAAACAUACGGUAACAGAGUCCAGAACUGGUCAAACCCACACAUCGCUAUCCCAUUGUAAUUACUGAAGUCCGAAGAGUAAUAUAUUUUUCCUCUGUCCUGAUGUGACGUUUGUUUUUGUAACUGUUCCUCCACGUUUUUUUUUCUAUUUUAGUCUUUAUCAACUUUGAUAGUUUUACUGGUUUAAAUCUGAAUGUCAAUUCCUUAUGUGUUGUUGUUCAUAUCUUUUUUUUGCAAAAAUACCACACAUUUUAAUUUCUGAAAGGAAAUGUCUAUUUUCAAUGCCUUCCCAUUUUAUUUACAGACAUUUACUUGGGCAUGAUUGUAGAAUUAGACUGACAAAGAACACAAACCAAUUUACCAAAAGCAAUUUAUAUGUAAAUACAUUGAUAUGUUGCCUGCUUUCAGCAGUAACCCUUAAUGAAACAUGUAAUUAUUUUCAUAUUACUGAUGAUAGGAAUAGUAAUAAGGAUAUUAGUGAUUUGUGUUAAUGUAUCUGAGGCUUGAGGAUGGUGUGAGAUUUGUGGUUUUAUCAUUGACUUCCUUAAGCUUGUUUUUUCUUUCUGAUUUUUGUAAUUAUACCAUACAUUGAAAUGUAAGAUUAAAGGCUUCUACAAUGCAAUACAUUUCAACACUCUCUAUGGGAAUCAAGAUAAGUAGACAAAACCUAAAAUAAUAGGAAACUAUCAUCUGAUAUUAAGCCAUGGUUUAAAGAAACAGAAUGUCCUCUCUUUAAUUGAAAUAUUUCAAAAUGAA
Molecule: messenger RNA, 13063 nt
Organism: Coregonus clupeaformis (lake whitefish)
Lineage: Eukaryota; Metazoa; Chordata; Actinopteri; Salmoniformes; Salmonidae
Gene: prx
Product: periaxin
Exons: 7
Coding region: 175-12375 (4066 amino acids)
Biological process (GO): regulation of RNA splicing
Cellular component (GO): nucleus; costamere; cytoplasm
Molecular function (GO): protein binding
Source: RefSeq, a predicted model, not a curated record